CUGAAAGAAACCUGAGGGUUUAUGAGUUCUCAGAGAUCGUUGUUGUGAUAUAGACGGUCCAUCCUUAUAAGCUCACAUCACACGGCCAAUUUCAGAAGCUCGAUAUGAUUCACAAAGUUGCUCUGCUUUUUUUCUUGUGUAUCACUUUGCACAGCUUUUUUUGGCAAACCUCCGCAGGCAUCUCAGUGAAACGAGGCAAAAACGUCACCCUGACCUGCCCACUGAAGCCCGUUAAGAACAUCGGAACAAUGACCUGGUACAAGCAGAACCCUGGUCAAGGUGUACAAAUGCUGCUGAUCUACAACUUCACUGUGCCACCGUAUGUGCGCUAUGCCAACGGAAUUAACACUCACAGAUAUGUGGUGUUACCUGGGAAGAGAGAUGGAGCCCAUCAUCGCUUACGGAUCAUCAGUGCUGCAGAAUAUGAUGCAGCGACUUAUUACUGUGGAUUUUCAGAUAAAAAUAUAGACAUUAAAAAACAUGCCUGAAGUACAGGAUCUCUUUGUGAAUGGGAUUACAUUCAUCUUUAGAUUAGUUUAGUGUUUUUUGUUUCUUUUUGGGUGAUUAUUCGCUAAGUUUUAUUUUGUCUUGAGACUUAUCAUUUUAUCAGCCUCAUGUCAUUAUUUCCUACACAACCUUUUCUUGAAUAUUUUUGAACUCAACUGAUUUCAUAUUCAAACCAAUAGCAUUUUUUUUUCAACAUUUUUGACAGCAUUUCUACUAAAUAAACAUGUGUGAAUACAAGCUCUA
Messenger RNA from Tachysurus fulvidraco (yellow catfish), 750 nucleotides. RefSeq names its product secreted immunoglobulin domain 1 (gene sid1). The transcript is spliced from 2 exons. Lineage: Eukaryota; Metazoa; Chordata; Actinopteri; Siluriformes; Bagridae. Bases 105 to 488 code for a protein of 127 amino acids. The record is from RefSeq and is a predicted model, not a curated record. Gene Ontology annotation, biological process: response to bacterium.